Messenger RNA from Trematomus bernacchii (emerald rockcod), 1808 nucleotides. It is a transcript of the gene oxsm, whose product is annotated as 3-oxoacyl-ACP synthase, mitochondrial. The record is from RefSeq and is a predicted model, not a curated record. The coding region runs from base 146 to 1540 and encodes 464 amino acids. Gene Ontology annotation, biological process: fatty acid biosynthetic process. Gene Ontology annotation, molecular function: 3-oxoacyl-[acyl-carrier-protein] synthase activity. The transcript is spliced from 4 exons. Lineage: Eukaryota; Metazoa; Chordata; Actinopteri; Perciformes; Nototheniidae.
CGUUCAGAAUUGCUACCUAUAAGCAUUUGUCAGGCAGUUUCAAGGAUAAACUCGUUUGUUUUCUUGUUUAUGGGAUUUAUUAACAAUUAACAGGUGGAGCCAAUAAACCUCACAGAAGAAGAAGGAAACCUUUUAAACAAGCAGCAUGUCUGCUCUGUCACUUUCCUGCAGGACUAAACUCCAGCUGAGACCUCACAACAUCCGGGUCCUUCUUCAAAAAAAUGUCAGUGUUUCUCCAAACCAAGACUCAAGACACUGCAGCUCUGGAACGCAGAAAAGGAGGGUUGUGAUCACUGGGAUUGGGUUGGUUUGUCCUCUGGGAACUGGCACUACUUUACCCUGGGAACGCUUGAUUAAGGGACAUAAUGGGAUUGUGGCUCUCACCUCAGAGCAGUACAGAACCAUCCCCUGUAGAGUGGCUGCUCUGGUCCCUAGAGGAAAGGAACCGGGGCAAUUUGAGGAGGAGAAGUUUGCAUCUCGAGGGGAAAUCAACAGCAUGUGUCCAGCCACUGUGAUGGCACUUGGAGCCGCUCAACUGGCUCUGGAGGACUCAGGUUGGACCCCGACGACCACAGAAGAGCAGCUUCGCACUGGGGUAGCUGUGGGAAUGGGCAUGGUGUCUCUGGAGGAAAUCUCUCGCACCGCCUCUGCUUUCCAGGAGAAAGGAUACAAGAAGGUCAGCCCCUUCUUCGUGCCUCGAAUCCUCGUCAACAUGGCCGCCGGGCACAUCAGCAUCCGGCACAAACUGAAGGGCCCCAACCAUGCAGUUUCUACAGCUUGUACAACGGGAGUUCACGCUAUAGGAGACGCUGCCAGAUUUAUAUCCUACGGAGAUGCAGAUGCGAUGGUGGCAGGAGGAGCAGAAUCCUGCGUGGGUCCUUUAUCUGUAGCUGGGUUCUCCAGAGCAAGGGCCCUCGCUACGAAGUGGAACGAUGAUCCUCCGAAGGCUUCGAGGCCCUUUCACCCAGAGAGAGCAGGCUUUGUGAUGGGAGAGGGUGCAGCUGUGGUGCUUCUGGAGGAAAGAGAGCAUGCUGUGAGGAGAGGAGCCCGAAUAUACGCUGAGAUUCUGGGGUACGGACUCUCAGGGGACGCCAGCCACAUCACGGCCCCGACUGCUGAUGGAGAUGGAGCCUUCAGAUGCAUGUCAGCGGCCCUCAGAGAUGCGGGGGUUUCUCCUUCAGACGUGACGUACGUUAACGCUCACGCCACCUCCACUCCUUUGGGAGACGCCGCUGAAAACGCCGCCAUCAAGAAGCUGUUCCAUCAGAGCGCCGAGCAUCUGUCCGUCUCCUCCACGAAAGGGGCUACGGGGCACCUUUUAGGGGCCGCAGGGGCUCUAGAAGCAGCUUUCACGGCUCUUUCCUGCUUCCACGGGGUCCUUCCUCCGACCCUGAACCUGGACCGCACAGAUCCAGAGUUUAACCUGAACUACGUGCCCUUCACAGCGCAGAGAUGGAGCGCUGAGGGACGAAGAGUCGCUCUCACUAACUCCUUCGGGUUCGGAGGCACCAACGCCUCUCUGUGUCUCAGCAGCAUGUGAACACACUCAUUAAGAGAGUAUAGACUUUUAGAGGAUAAUGCACACAGCAAAACACUGAUACGUUGAUGUUAAGUUCGUCUAAGUUAAUGAACAAAAGUGAUGUCUCGGUGUCUCAGCAGCAUGUGAACAGAUUCAUUAAGAGAGUAAUUAUUGACUUUAAGGGGAUAAUACACACAGCAAAACAUGGAUACGUUGAUGUUAAGUCAAAAAGUGUGAAUUGAAAAGGAAAUUACCCCAUUAAAAAGAUGAUAUGUUGACUUUAGUUAAA